Molecule: messenger RNA, 2342 nt
Organism: Oncorhynchus kisutch (coho salmon)
Lineage: Eukaryota; Metazoa; Chordata; Actinopteri; Salmoniformes; Salmonidae
Product: lecithin retinol acyltransferase-like
Exons: 2
Coding region: 298-1053 (251 amino acids)
Biological process (GO): vitamin A metabolic process; retinol metabolic process
Cellular component (GO): rough endoplasmic reticulum
Molecular function (GO): phosphatidylcholine-retinol O-acyltransferase activity
Source: RefSeq, a predicted model, not a curated record
AGACUAUUCGACACUGACACAACGCUGCAAAAUGGCAGCUAUGCUAACCGUAACUAGUUGUGAUCUGCAAGUCCACUGUAAUUAGUCAACAAGCCUUUAGCCCUACGAGUGUCACUCAGAACAUCUACUACGUGACUAAUCUGCUCUCAAACAGCAGCCAAUCGGUUCCUCGGUUCCCUCACGACGUCACGGAGGGCCCCUCGUUGAAACUGACCGCGGCUUGAAGAUGAUAGAGGAGCGCGAGGCGAGGAGGACAACGUCCCGAAAAACAAGGACAAGGAAUCUCCUCCAAUAAAAAUGUUGAAUUCGCUCACAUUACUCCUGGAAAAAGUGUUCUUCCUCACUCACCUCAAUGCCUUCCGGUCCAGUUUGUUGUUUUCAGACACAGACAGAGCGAGGGAGAAGAAGAUAGUUACACAUCACUGCGAGAAUGAGGGGUGGAGAGAGAGAGUCCCGGAUACCUCCGCCGGGGCCGCACUCCCAGAGUCCAUAUACCAACGGGGAGACUUGCUAGAAGUACCCCGGACUUUAUUCACUCAUUUUGGCAUCUAUUUAGGAGACAACCGGGUGGCCCAUCUGAUUCCGGAUAUCUUGCCACUCUUUACAACGGACAAGCGUUCAAUCCAGGUGAUGGUAACAAACAAACGCUUAGUUCUCGGAGUUUUAUCCAAGAGCGCCAGCAUUCGGGUGGAUACUGUUGAGGACUUUGCGUAUGGAGCAUCAAUUCUACUGAACGCUAUGGACACUACCGUGCAGAAACGACCGUUGGAUGGCGAAGAGAUCGCGAGUAGAGCGGAGAAACUGGUUGGGAAGAUACCGUACAGCUUGCUUUGGAAUAACUGUGAACAUUUCGUUACUUAUUGCCGGUAUGGCAUUGCAAUCAGCAUUCAGACUGACAAGUUCUGUGAUUGGCUGAAAUCUGUCGUCCGGGAUCACAGGAGUGUUCCGCUGACGGCGUUCCUGGGAAUUCUGUCUGUGGUCUAUCUAGGAAUGUCGUCCUACACCGCCAUACCCACCCUCCUCAUCCCCUUCACCCUCUGGAUGGCUGGCUGAUUCUGGGAAUUCAAUAAUGGACUUGGAAUGAUGGAAUUUUAUCAAUGUAUUGAAGUGUAUGUGCUGUGUUUUAAAUGGCUCCAGAAAUGGGCAGCAAUGACAGCAUUAUGACAUCACUAUGACAGCAUUAUGACAGCAUAAUGACAUCACUAUGACAUCACUAUGACAGCAUUAUGACAGCAUAAUGACAGCAUUAUGACAACAUUAUGACAGCAUUAUGACAGCAUUAUGACAACAUUAUGACAGCAUUAUGACAGCAUUAUGACAGCAUUAUGACAACAUUAUGACAACACUAUGACAGUAUUAUGACAGCAUAAUGACAGCAUUAUGACAGCAUUAUGACAGUAUUAUGACAGCAUAAUGACAUCACUAUGACAGCAUAAUGACAACAUUAUGACAGCAUUAUGACAACACUAUGACAGCAUUAUGACAACAUUAUGACAGCAUUAUGACAUCACUAUGACAGCAUUAUGACAACAUUAUGACAGCAUUAUGACAACAUUAUGACAGCAUUAUGACAGCAUUAUGACAUCACUAUGACAGCAUUAUGACAUCACUAUGACAGCAUUAUGACAGCAUUAUGACAGCAUAAUGACAACACUAUGACAGUAUUAUGACAGCAUUAUGACAGCAUUAUGACAGCAUAAUGACAACAUUAUGACAACACUAUGACAGUAUUAUGACAGCAUAAUGACAGCAUUAUGACAGCAUUAUGACAGUAUUAUGACAGCAUAAUGACAUCACUAUGACAGCAUAAUGACAACAUUAUGACAGCAUUAUGACAACACUAUGACAGUAUUAUGACAGCAUAAUGACAACAUUAUGACAACAUUAUGACUGCAUAAUGACAACAUUAUGACAACACUAUGACAGUAUUAUGACAGCAUUAUGACAGCAUUAUGACAGCAUAAUGACAACAUUAUGACAACACUAUGACAGUAUUAUGACAGCAUAAUGACAGCAUUAUGACAGCAUUAUGACAGUAUUAUGACAGCAUAAUGACAUCACUAUGACAACAUUAUGACAGCAUUAUGACAACACUAUGACAGUAUUAUGACAGCAUAAUGACAACAUUAUGACAACAUUAUGACAGCAUAAUGACAACAUUAUGACAACAUUAUGACAGUAUUAUGACAGUAUUAUGACAACAUUAUGACAGAAUAAUGUAAUAAUUCAUUAAUAUUUUCUGUACCCAUCUCUAACCAUGAACACUUUGCACAGAAUGUAUUUUUCACAUCGUAACAACUUUAUACUGUAUUUUUUAUGUAAAUAAAUACCUGUACAUUGUA